AUGGCAGCGGCCGCGGGGCCCGGAGGGGGCGAGACCACCGUCGCCGCCGGGAACGAUGACGGCGGCGGCGGCGGGAGAGAAGUGGAAAGGGGGAGCCCCCCCGGCUCGGACCCACGACGCCUGGGGCCGGGGGGGCGAGAAGAAGAGGAGGCGGCGCCGGGGCCAGGCAGCGCGGGGGUCCCGGCCGGCCAAAGCCACGCGCCCUCGUCGCCGCCCCCCCGAGAGGCCGAAGUCACCGUGGAGAUCGGCGAGACCUACCUGUGUCGGCGAGGGGACGGGACCUGGCACUCUGCUGAAGUGAUCCAGUCUCGGAUCAAUGAACAAGAAGCCAGGGAGGAAUUUUACGUGCACUAUGUUGGCUUCAACCGGCGUCUGGAUGAGUGGGUGGACAAGAACCGUUUGGCCCUCACAAAAACUGUCAAAGAUGCUGUGCAGAAGAACACUGACCAGUACAUGAACGAGCUGUCCGAACAGCCAGAGCGCAAGAUCACCCGCAACCAGAAGCGGAAACAUGACGAGAUCAACCACGUACAGAAGACUUAUGCUGAGAUGGAUCCUACCACAGCCGCUUUGGAGAAGGAGCACGAAGCAAUUACCAAAGUGAAAUACGUGGACAAGAUCCAUAUUGGGAACUAUGAGAUCGACGCUUGGUAUUUCUCGCCUUUCCCAGAGGAUUAUGGGAAGCAACCAAAGCUGUGGAUCUGCGAGUACUGCCUCAAGUACAUGAAGUUUGAGAAGACCUACCGCUAUCACCUUGGCCAGUGCCAGUGGAGGCAACCACCAGGCAAGGAGAUCUACCGCAAGAACAACAUCUCUGUGUACGAGGUGGAUGGCAAAGAUCACAAGAUUUACUGCCAGAAUCUCUGUCUCUUGGCCAAGCUCUUCCUGGACCACAAGACCCUCUAUUUUGAUGUGGAGCCCUUUGUUUUCUACAUUCUUACUGAGGUCGACCGGCAAGGGGCCCAUAUCGUUGGCUAUUUUUCCAAGGAGAAAGAGUCUCCAGAUGGUAACAAUGUGGCCUGCAUCCUCACUUUGCCCCCAUACCAGAGGAGAGGUUAUGGAAAGUUUCUCAUCGCUUUCAGCUAUGAGCUCUCCAAGCUGGAAAGCACCGUGGGUUCCCCAGAGAAGCCUCUCUCAGACCUAGGCAAGCUGAGCUAUCGGAGCUACUGGUCAUGGGUGCUGCUGGAGAUCCUCCGGGAUUUCCGGGGCACUCUUUCCAUCAAAGAUCUCAGCCAGAUGACGAGCAUCACACAAAAUGACAUCAUCAGUACGCUGCAGUCGCUGAAUAUGGUCAAGUACUGGAAGGGACAGCAUGUUAUCUGUGUCACCCCCAAGCUGGUUGAAGAGCACCUCAAAAGUGCCCAGUAUAAGAAGCCUCCCAUCACAGUGGAUUCCCUCUGCCUGAGAUGGGCACCUCCAAAACACAAGCAAGCCAAGAUUUCCAAGAAGUGAGAGAGCAACGGACAAGAGGAACAGAAGAGGCUCCACCUCACUUCACAUCCACCCUUCAUUUUUUAAGAGAUGGUCGAAGGCUAAGCA
Euleptes europaea (tarantolino) is the source of this 1539-nucleotide messenger RNA. It is a transcript of the gene KAT8, whose product is annotated as lysine acetyltransferase 8. Gene Ontology annotation, molecular function: histone acetyltransferase activity. The transcript has 11 exons. NCBI's taxonomy places the organism in Eukaryota, Metazoa, Chordata, Lepidosauria, Squamata, Sphaerodactylidae. Bases 1 to 1452 code for a protein of 483 amino acids. Gene Ontology annotation, biological process: regulation of DNA-templated transcription. The record is from RefSeq and is a predicted model, not a curated record.